Molecule: messenger RNA, 2719 nt
Organism: Trichoderma reesei QM6a
Lineage: Eukaryota; Fungi; Ascomycota; Sordariomycetes; Hypocreales; Hypocreaceae
Exons: 3
Coding region: 1-2112 (703 amino acids)
Biological process (GO): regulation of cyclin-dependent protein serine/threonine kinase activity
Cellular component (GO): cyclin-dependent protein kinase holoenzyme complex; nucleus
Molecular function (GO): cyclin-dependent protein serine/threonine kinase regulator activity; protein kinase binding
Source: RefSeq, a predicted model, not a curated record
AUGACGUCUGCGACGACUAUUUCGCCCGCCUAUAACCCCUUGGGUCAAUACGCCCCCUACAGCUCGUCCAUAGCCUCCUCCGCCUCCGCCUCCUCCUCCUCCAUAUGGUCGGGGUUUGACUCUGCCUCCCAGACCUCGGACGAUGCUUCUCUCUCUACCUCGUCCGAGAGCGACUCAUGCCACUCAUACUUCGCUUCUCGAGGCUUGUCGACGUCCAGCUCGACUGAGCACGAAGCCCUCGGCCGUCGACCUGACGUUCUGAGCAGACAGCGCCAACUUCCACAGGUUGCGCCUGUUCCUGUCGUUCCCUCGGAGUUGCGCCAAAAUCCCCGACGCACCGCUGCAGCUGCCGGUGGUGCGGGAUGCCCCCCGCCUCUACUCUCGCGGCAACCCGACCGCAAAGUCAACUUCGUCGAUAGCCUUGUUGACUCGUCCACUCAGAUCGUGGAAGCCAUAUGGCCCCUGUCUUCUGCCCCGUGCCGCCCGGAACCCGGCACCCGGACCGUGCUGCCUCUGCGCACCUUCAUCCAGGAGACGCUUCGGCGCUCGCGCACCAGCUACUCGACCCUGCAGGUGGCGCUGUACUACCUCAUCCUUAUCAAGCCCCACGUCCCCAAGCGUGGCUUUGUCGCUGAGCAGUACGAGGACCGCUACGCCGACCGGGCCCUUCAGUGCGGCCGGCGCAUGUUCCUCGCGGCCCUGAUUCUCGCGUCCAAGUACCUUCAGGACCGCAACUACUCCGCGCGAGCCUGGAGCAAGAUUUCUGGCCUCAAUGUACAUGAGAUCAACCAGAACGAGGUUGCAUUCCUGCUUGCUGUCAACUGGAAGUUGCACAUCACGGAUGACGUCUUCCAGAGGUGGACCGAGAUCGUGCUCAAGCACACUCCGCCGCCACCACCGCCCUCCCCUGGCGCCCUCUCCCAAACCAUUACCCAGCAGACGCUGGAGUGGAAGCAGGUUAUCCUGCGUUUGGACCCGGAUUUGACCAACAUCGAGGGGCUUAUCCCUGCCCUUCGCGUGCCUGCCAGAUCCAGUGAUCUCUGCGCACUCUCGCCUCGCAGCAUCCUCAACCUUCCCACGGAGCAGCAGCAGAAGCACGCAUGUGUUCCUGUUCCGGCUCCGGUCACGGUUGAGGAAGCUGGCCGUGGCUCCAAGCUUUCCGCAAAAAUGGCACCCGCAUUGGGCCCUCUCCCGACGCCCCGCCUGACACCGCAAUCCAGUGGAAUCUGUACUCCUGCAGUGAGUGCCGCAUCCCACAUGCUCGGAAAAGGCAACGCAAUGUGCCUGGCCGUGGCUCAGGCCGGCAGCCUCAGCACUAUCCAACAUAUGGAGCGCUUUCCCGCGACCUCGUCGACACCCCCACAGCACUACUGUCCCGCUCGCCGGUCUUCGCUUGCCAAUUCAAUCUCGACCGUGUCCUCUCCCGACUCAAUGGUCUCGGAUCAUUCGCACACCUCUCGCUCGUCCUCCAUUUCGUCUGCAUCAUCUUUCGCUAGCGCGACCCUCAACGGCUCGUUGAUGGCUCAGUCGCGAUCCCGAUCGAUGAAAGCGAUGAAUGAGAGAUCGAGUCUGAGGACGACUAUUCAGCCCGUUUCGGAGAGCUACGAAGAGUAUCGUUUCACGUCAUCCCCCGAAUCGUAUACCGGCCCGGUUGCGAAACUCGGGAGUCUUUCCGUGGAAACUACCUUGGCAAGACAGCAGCGCGAAUUGGAGGGUAUGUCACGGGACGCCGCAUCCGAUGCCGCACGCGCUCUCCAGCAUUUGCACAGCCAGAGCAUCCGCAGCGCCGAGUUCACGCCCCCAGCGCUUAUUGCGCCCAAGACUAGCCUCAAGCGUAGCAGGACCGCGUCUGUCGACCAGCCUCUGCAGGAACAUGUUCGCGAGAUUCUUCAUUACGCACCUCAAGGCGCUAGAAGUGCCCCCUGGCCGAUUACUCGCUCGCGGCGACUUGAUGGGUCAGAAUCAUACUUUCAGGUGCCUGUUCUCCCCAGCCCGGAGGACACGAGAAAGCGGCUCUGUUGCUCUGCCGAAGCGGCCAGUGGCUAUCAAGCGGCGACGAGCAAUCACGCAUACGGCCACCGGGAGCCAAGCUUUUGGGGCAUCCUUAAUUGAUUUUCUUACGAGGCGUUUGGUACAUUGUCAAGCUUCAUCCAGGAAAUGUUUUCACCAAACAAUCUAAUGCUGUUCUUCAUCACGGAUCCGGUCUGGGCCGUUAUCACCGAUCCUGUCAUUCGUUACUCCCUCUUUAGCUUCGCUUUUUUUGCCCUUUUUCCCUUCCCUUUGUCAGAAGAAUUUACGGUUCACAUGGAUGGCGCUCAAGGGGGAGGCCAGGGGCGUCUCGUUGACGGAGCUUGUGUUAUCGCGCACCUCGGGCAGAGGGUACGUUUAUGCAAACAUCAUACACCACCGGACAUGGUAUCCAAGGCAACAGCUUCGCCUUGGAAAAAAAGUGCGUUUAAUCUUUUCAACUGUUUCUACAUCCAGAGACAAGGGAAGUUAUAUAUAUGGAUGGCUACAACGAUGGUGACGAAAGAUAUCCUGUACAGUGUGGAAAGCAAUUUGGAGGUUUUUACUCAGCGGUGGGAGAGGAGGUCUGGAGGCCGUUUUGUGUGUUCGCUGUACGAUUAGAAGUCUUGAUUUUGUUUGCGCCCUUGCCUUGUCUUCUAUCUUUUCUUUUGCUCUACCUUUUACCAGGCCAACGAAGCCUCAUCCGCUUGGA